AUGCCGCUCUGUCUCACCUUCAUCUACUUGAAGAAGGCCUUCGACUCAGUUGAGACGGAAGCGGUCGUGGAAGCCUUGGAGAACCAAGGCGUCCCUACUCAGUACAUAAAGGGAGUCCGACAGGGUGAUACAAUCUCACCCAAAAUAUUCACAGCCACCCUCGAGAACGCAAUGCGAAAGUUGGAAUGGGACGACAUGGGAGUGAAGGUCGACAGUCGGCAGGUACACCAUUUGCGCUUUGCUGAUGACAUCGUACUGAUAACACCUAGCAUCAGCCAAGUGGAACGAAUGCUGAACGAAUUCGACGAAACAUGUGGAUGCAUCUGUCUUCAGCUGAAUCUAGACAAGACGAUGUUCAUGCGGAACGGAUGGGUCACGAAUGCCCCAUUCACGCUCAACGGAACGGACAUAUCCGAAUGCACCAGCUACGUCUAUCUAGGUAGGGAAUUGAACAUGAUGGACAACCUGACCCCCGAGCUGGGCUGGAGGAGACGAGCGGCUUGGGGAGCGUACAAGAGCAUCGAGAAUGUAAUGAAGAAGACCAGGAACACCCGACUCCGUGCUCACCUUUUCAACACCACCGUACUUCCUGCUUUGACCUAUGCUUCGGAAACCUGGGCAUUUCGCAAACAAGAAGAAAACGCGGUGAGCGUCAUUGAACGCGUAAUUGAGAGAGUGAUGCUAGGAGUAUCCCGUUUCACGCAAGUGAGGGACGGGAUUCGAAGUUCUCUCCUAUGUCAGCGAUCGAAGAUUAGAGACGCCGCCGCGUUUGCCAAGGAAGACCGCCGACCCGAUGGUCAGAUUUCUUCACGGAGUCCUUCAAAGAAAGGUAUGAUGCUCUUCGUGUCCCACGCGAAGGAGGAACCACUGGGCUACUCUGGCACGCGACCGGGACAAAUGAAAGAAUUACUGGCGCCCGCUCGACCAGUUCAAAGAUCAACGGGAGUCAAGGUGAUCAAGGUAGAAAGUAUUUUGUGGAUCAUGCCAUCUAUCGCCAAUCGCGUGCCACCAAGGCGUACUGCGACGGCGUGGCUCUACCUGCUAUAUUGUGGUGCACAUGCCCUUUGCCAAGAUACUAUACUUUCCCAGCACGUGUUUUGCACGUGCGCAUUACAUCCAUCAACUCGCGAUACACAACACAACACCACUGCAUGCACACCAGGCGAAUUCAAAGGCGAUAUUAAUACCGACACAGCGAGCCAACUGUAUUACGAAAUCAUUUCGAAACGAAAGUAG
Molecule: messenger RNA, 1236 nt
Organism: Necator americanus (New World hookworm)
Lineage: Eukaryota; Metazoa; Nematoda; Chromadorea; Rhabditida; Ancylostomatidae
Exons: 4
Coding region: 1-1236 (411 amino acids)
Source: RefSeq, a predicted model, not a curated record